AUGUUUUUGGUCAAUUAUCGUAAGCCAAUGAUGUCCUGCCCUGAUGAUGUCCGUCCUGUGACGGAAGAAAGCUCAGCAAGGAUUCAUCUGGGUCGCAGGGCGGCGCGACGAGGACCUAUUCGCGUAAAUCUACAAUUACAGCUCCAAGGCAACCCACCAAAGCCUCCGGUGGAACCAACUUACGAAUACCUUCCACUCGCCUCUCCAAACGAAAUGAAAGGUACUCCACCAUAA
Molecule: messenger RNA, 234 nt
Organism: Protopolystoma xenopodis
Lineage: Eukaryota; Metazoa; Platyhelminthes; Monogenea; Polystomatidea; Polystomatidae
Source: the annotation of a GenBank genome assembly